GCCUCUGUGUGCGCUGCUGUGUCUCUUUAAGUACAGCAGGCAGUGCUGUUGGGCCGUGUGGGAGCGCAGGGCGCACGGUGCGGCGCUGCCUCUCCGCAGCGUCAACAGCCUUCCUUCCUCACAUCGGACAGGCGACAGAACAGAAAAGACAGGUCGACCCACCGCCUGCAUCACAUCCACGCUUUGAACAGCUGACUGGAGCGUGUGAAACGAAGAGUGGACUGUCUCAGCGGGGCUGAUAUAUACUGGUGAGCCUCCAGGGCCAUUAACAUCACUCCCUCCUUCUCCGACUGGAAGCUAGAAGCAUGUAGCGGUUUAUCUGCGGUACCGUACAGUAGAUUAUUGUACAGCACUGAGUGGCUAUACGAGCUAAUGAGAUUGAAAAAAAUAAACUAACGUUAGUUAUCUGCGGAUGAAAGCACAGUAAAAACAGACUAUUAGAGAUAUUUGGCUGAAUGAUCGUGGCGAUAAAACAUCAUGUCAGAGCCUGAGAGAUCCUCAGCUAAGUUGCGUCCUGUGAGCUGCAUCAAACCAUCUGCUGAAGCCUCCUUUUGACUCGUGUUGAAGAUGGUGAGUCACGCCCUCUCUCUCAGUGAAUAGCCAGCCUCACAAAGGAGAAAGGAUCUCAGCUCAGCCAGUAAAUAAAACCCUCUUCCUUCUGCACAGCGUGGGAGAAGUGCCACUGUGGUGCUAGUGUAGUAUCUCUGUAGGCUGAUAACUGGAGUGAAAGCAGCGUUGAGGGAUCAUCUUUCACUGAGCCACUCGACUUUCAUGCCGUGGCCCUGGAGCCGGCUCUCAGGGCUGGACUGUCAGCGGGAACGCAGAGAGACUCACAUGGACUCGAUCAGCAGAGCUGCACAGUGCAUAGGUGUAAAGCAUCUUCCUCAUGAGAUCGAAAAAGCAUACACGAGGGAAAAGCCAUGUUAUUGUUUGGAUGACCUUCAUUAAGGAUUAAGACAUUUUAACUCACUUUUUCUUUUUUUUUUGUUGGGGCCCAGUCGAGCUUUGUGGUGGGAACAGGGACAGCUCGUGUUGAUUUUUCUGCUUUAUGAGUUUUCAUCACUGGGAAAGUGUGUCUGAGUGGCAGGGGGAGCCAGCAUGGCCAAGACUCUGCUGAAGAUACAGCGCUAUUUCCGCAGGAAACCUGUCCGAUUCUUUUCCCUCAUCCUACUCUACCUGACUGCCGGGAGCCUCGUCUUCCUGCACUCUGGCUUCGUCGGGAACAGCGGCCCCGGGUCCAGAGGGGGGAGCCGGGAUGCUGUGGUAGCUUCAGAGAUGGGAAGCCGGACUUCAAUGUCAGACACUCGUGGGCUUGGCAUCAUGAGUCGAGUGUUUAAAGAGACACGCAGGUCUGGACGGAGGUACGGCCCUCCGUGGAUGAAAAAGGCCAGACAGGAGGGCCGGGAGACGGUGCGCAGGGGGGGAGACUACACCAACAACUGGAACCGUGCACUUAAAGGCCGCAGUGCCAAAGAUGUGGACGAUGGAAGAGCAAAGUAUAUCGGCUGCUACAUUGAUGACACACAGAAAAGAGCGCUGAGAGGAGUUUCAUUUUUUGACUACAAAAAAAUGACUGUAUUUCGUUGUCAGGACAACUGUGCGGAAAGAGGGUACAUGUACGCAGGUCUGGAGUUCGGAGCAGAGUGCUACUGCGGUCACAAGAUCCAGGCACCCAAUGCUUCAGAUAGCGAAUGCAAUAUGGAGUGUAAAGGAGAGAAGAGCAACCUGUGUGGAGGAGCUAACCGACUAUCCAUCUAUAGGCUGGAGCUGAGCCAGGAGUCGGCGCGUCGCUAUGGCAGCGCCAUUUUCAAAGGCUGUUUCCACAGGCCUGACAAUGUCACUCUGGCACUUCCCUUCAGCGCACUCAUCCAAAACAUGUCUGUGGAGAAAUGUGUGGACAUGUGCACGGAGAAGGAGAAAACGCUGGCCGUUCUGGCUGGAGAUCGAUGUUACUGUGCCUUCCCGACUUCUCGCUUCUCCCUUCAUGAGCUGGAGGACGAGGGCAUGUGUGUCCACCGCUGCCACGGGGAAGAGUUUGAGAGCUGCGGGAACAACGAGUACUUUGUGGUGUACCAGACGCAAGUUCAAGAUAACCGUUGCAUGGACCGGCACUUCCUACCCACUCGUGCCAAGCAGCUGGUGGCCCUUGCCAGUUUCCCCGGGGCCGGAAACACCUGGGCUCGCCACCUCAUAGAACUCGCAACUGGCUUCUACACCGGCAGCUAUUACUUUGAUGGCUCCCUUUACAAUAAAGGAUUUAAAGGGGAGCGGGAUCAUUGGCGGAGUGGGAGGACGAUCUGCAUUAAGACACAUGAGAGCGGCAGGAAGGAGAUUGAAUCCUUUGACUCCAGCAUCCUCAUGAUCCGAAACCCCUACAAAGCCCUCAUGGCAGAAUUUAACAGAAAAUAUGGCGGCCACAUUGGAUUUGCUUCCCAGGCCCACUGGAAAGGGAAAGAGUGGCCCGAGUUUGUGAAGAAUUAUGCACCUUGGUGGGCGUCCCACACAUUGGACUGGCUGAAUUAUGGGAAGAUCGUCCAUGUGGUCCACUUUGAGAAUGUGAAGAGGGACCUGUUCUCCCAGCUGAAGGGGAUGGUCCAGUUUCUGGGUUUGAAGGUUUCUGAGGACCGCCUUCUCUGCGUCGAGGGCCAGAAGGAUGGAAACUUCAAGCGAUCUGGGCUACGAAAGCUUGAAUAUGAUCCCUAUACUCCUGAAAUGCGAGCAAACAUCAACGAACUGAUCAGAACAGUAGACGCUGCCUUGAGGAAAAGGAACAUGUCUGGAGUUCCAGAAGAAUAUAUGCCAAGAUGAUAUAUGUGAUCCCCUCAUUUUCUUUUUUUUCCCUCCUUUAAUUGAACUGUUCUGUCAACAGACUCUGCACCAUAUUUUGUAGGAAUACAUGACUUAAAAAUGUUUUAAAUUGAGUUUUUUUUUUGUGAACAUAGGUUGAAGUUGUAGAAAGAAGAAAUCUCUUUACCCUCCUAUUUUAAUUUUCUAUUCAUGUUCUUUAAUCUUCCAUUGCACCUCAGCAAUUCCAUGCAUUCAUUUUUUUUCUCUUUGGCUAAAUGAAAAGUACUUAUCUAUAACUGCUCUAUGCACAUGUGCUGUGUAGGCAUGUGCACAUGCCUUAACAUGAAGAAGGUACAAUAGCUGUGAUUACAGAGAGGCUCAUCUGACUGUGCUGGGUGAUUUGUUGCCAGUGGAAAAACAUGUGACCCAAAAGAUAUUAUACAAUACCGCGAAGUGUGUUAUAUAAGCUUAUUUUGUGCUAAAGAGAAAUAUGAGAAAUCAAAACAUUACAAUGUAUGAAUCUUCUGCUGCUAUUACAGAUACAGAAAAAUACUAUUUUAUACACAAAAACUUUAAAACCUUUAGCCCUUUGUCAGAGGGAAAAUGCAAUAUGCAGGCUUUAACUACCUGAUGAUGAUACUGUGUGUUUCCAAGUAUUUGUACAGUAUGUUAUUCAACUUACUGUAUGUAAGAGGAAUCUUGUUUUCAAUGAUGAAGAGGUAAAGAACUCAGCUCCUCGUAUUCAAGAAGAUGAAUAAUCCCUCUUGAAGGCACUGACAAGGAGAGAAGAAUAUUUAUCUCGACAGCAUUUAUUUAUCUCUGGUGUGCAGUGCACAUGUCGACUAAUUUGGUUGUGAAUAUGUUUUCUUAACACUGGACUCGAUGCAGAAAUCCAAAAAGCACUUUGCUGUGCAACACUUGGCCCAAAGAUCACUGAGGAAUAAGGCAUUACACUCGGCAUUAGAUCGGAGGUUACCUUUAGCAGUAGUGAUCGUUAUAGAUUUAUUUUAUAAGUUAAUCAUACUGAAUGGGAACAUUUUUUUUGUUGUUGUUGCUUUGUUGUAAGAAGAACAAUGAAACAGUUAAAGAUGGUGAUAAUUUUACUCUUCAUAAUAAUAAAAAAUCUCCACAAAUGUGUGAAAAAUUCUGCCCAGAUUUUAUAAGCAGCACGUCAUAUAACGGUACUCAAUGUGCUAUGCCAUAUGCUUAAAAAUAAACAAAUACAUAAAUAAAUAGAUAAAUAAAUAAAACACUGGUGACAAAGAGCCAGAAAACAUUAACUGACUUCCAUUUUCAGAAUUAUAUAAAUAUAUUUUUUUAUAGUGUGUGCUGACACAUCGGCAAUAUUUGUAUUGCAACAAGCAAAACGGGAGAAGUGGUUUCUAUUUUUAACACAUGCUUUAAACUUUAUUGGCUCUUGCUUUCAUUGACAAGCUGGCACUUUCUCAACAUGUGUCACAUUUGAAUGUAUUUUCUAUGGAAUGAAUGUAAUGUGAUAAGGCCCAAUAAAUGAAUCCAUAAAAUGA
Molecule: messenger RNA, 4313 nt
Organism: Perca flavescens (yellow perch)
Lineage: Eukaryota; Metazoa; Chordata; Actinopteri; Perciformes; Percidae
Gene: wscd2
Product: WSC domain containing 2
Exons: 9
Coding region: 1099-2808 (569 amino acids)
Source: RefSeq, a predicted model, not a curated record